This is a messenger RNA of Notothenia coriiceps (black rockcod), 1948 nucleotides long. Its product is annotated as type II inositol 3,4-bisphosphate 4-phosphatase-like. The record is from RefSeq and is a predicted model, not a curated record. Gene Ontology annotation, cellular component: cytoplasm. The transcript is spliced from 11 exons. The coding region runs from base 1 to 1596 and encodes 531 amino acids. Gene Ontology annotation, molecular function: phosphatidylinositol-3,4-bisphosphate 4-phosphatase activity. NCBI's taxonomy places the organism in Eukaryota, Metazoa, Chordata, Actinopteri, Perciformes, Nototheniidae.
AUGUUCUUCCACCCACUCACCCUGCCGAGUACCUCUCUCUCUUUAUUCCCCUCUUUGCUACAGACAGAACAAUUUGUUCACACACUUAAAGAUGAGCUGGUCAACAGUGCUCUGCUGGCUCUGCAUGCAGCGCGGCCUGGGUAUGUCUCCAAGAACCAGAAGCAGACCCCGGUGCAGGGGGGCCAGCAUCAAGGCCACAUCCACCAGGGCGGCGACCAGAACCAGAGCCCGGUCCAGGGACUCCCCGGCCACAGCCCGGCCACGUCCAUCACUGACAGCCCCGCGGGGUGUAAUAACGUGGAGGCGUCACAAACCACGACCAGAGGAGAAGGAGGGACACUGAAGCACCAAGACUCCAUACCGCACCAUAAAGAGUACGACGAGGAGGAAUGGGACCGGGUGUGGGCAAAUGUGGCCAAAUGUCUCAACUGUGUCAUCGCCAUGGUGGAUAAAGUCCAGGAGGAGGACGGCAGCAGGCAGGAGCCGGCCCCUGAGCAGCAGCUCGCCGAUGUCAUCACCUCACACCACCCCGGCGAGUGGAGGGAGCAGCUGCGUCCGCAUGUAACCAGGUUAAAGGAGUGUGUGAUGGAGGUGGUGGAGAAGGCAAAGAGAGCCAUGACCUUUGUGCUCCUGCAGGAGGCGGCCUGCAGUAUUCCCCAGGGUUUCCUCCUCCAGCAGAGGCGUGACGUGGUUUUCAGUCAGGCACUGGCAGCCUUAGCCUGUGGUUUUGUGAUGAGGCUGUACGCAGGAAUGCAGGACCAAGGCUUCCUGAAGCAGCUUCAUCUGGUGGGCUUGGUUGCCCAGUUCGAGAGUCUGCUCAGCACCUACAGUGAGGAGAUCGGGAUGCUGGAGGACAUGGAGGUGGGGGUCUCCGACCUGCAGAGAGUUCUGUUCCAGAUCACAGAGGCCAAGACAGAUGACCUCAGUGACCUCCAGCCUUUAGUGUGUGGCCGACGAGACCACUUCUUUGUAGAAGUGCCAUUACCACGCCUGGUUUUCCAGACCUUGCCAGAAGAGAUCAGGGGGGGCCAGCCUCUGCGAGUGUUCCCGGUGCUGUUUAACGUGGGCAUCAAUGAGCAGCAGACGAUAGCAGAGAGGUUUGGAGAUAUCUCUCUACAGGAAAGAAUAAACCAGAGGAACUUUGAGAUGUUAGAAGCCUAUUACAAGUCAUUAAGUGAAAAGGUGCCACUAGAAUGUCUACCGUGUUACCAGACACAGACCGACAUCAAGGAAUUACUUGAAACUCUGGGCCAGAAUGUAGUUACAAAGAAGAGGAAGAAUGUGGAGAUACUAUGGAUUGCUGGAACGAUCUGCCGAAGGUUAAAUGGCAUCAGGUUGACCAGCUGUAAAAGUGCCAAAGACCGGACCUCCAUGUCUGUCACGUUGGAGCAGUGUGCCCUCCUGCGCGACGAACACCAGCUCAGCAAGGACUUCUUCAUCCGAGCUUUGGACUGUAUGCGGAGAGAAGGAUGUCGGAUUGAAAACGUUCAAAAGAAUAUUAGAUGCAGGAAAUAUGCCUUCAACAUGCUGCAGCUGAUGGCCUUUCCCAAAUGUUACCGCCCACCGGAGGGGACGUACGGCAAAGUGGACUCCUGAGGACCGUGUGCCGUCGAACCAGUCAGUGUGGUUUUUCAGUAAAUAUUGAUGCUUAUAAAUAAUGUUUUACUGUUUGUAACCAAAGAGAAAGUGCUGCAUUUUGUAUCUCACUGUUGGAUAUUUUGUUUUUAUAAUCUGUUAUGUGUGUGCCAAAACUCGUCAUUUGUAAAAGGAAUGCACUUUCCAUGUUUGUGUUCCACUUCCUCUACAGUGCUAAAAAAGAACGUCUGUAUGGGAAAGAUAGAUAGAUAGAGCUGGUGGGCUUUGCAGUAGCUGCUUUCCACAUGGACUAGUUAGCAAAAUGUAUAACGCCUAUAUUCUCUGAAUUUUACAUGAUAAAAGAUUUAAAACA